GUGGACCUUUAUAACUCGGACCCGCUCAACUGCCGGGCAGGGCUGAAGGUGUGCUUCGUCAUCCAGCUGCUCAACGCCGUCGCGCGGGUGGAGCGGGCCCUCCCCAAGCUGACCUUGCCCUUCCUGCUGCUCCAGGGCUCUGCCGACGGCCUUUGUGACAGCAAAGGGGCCUACCUGCUCAUGGAGUCCGCCAAGAGCCAGGACAAGACACUCAAGAUUUACGAAGGUGCCUACCACGUUCUCCACAAAGAGCUUCCUGAAGUAACCAACUCCGUCUUCCAUGAAAUAAACCUGUGGGUCUCCCAAAGGACAGGGGCGGCGGGAACAGGGUCCCCCCCCUGAGCGCACCGGCUGCGUGGCCGGCCCACGGUCGGGGAAGUGGGCAGAGGACGGGCGGAAGCUGGCUUCUCACAUGUGGCUUGCCAGGGGGAGGGGGGAGGAAAUCACAAAUUGGAGGAAUCCCUAGCACAAUUUUGUCCUAUACCAGGCUGUCCGCUUCUGGGUCUACUCUGAGGGGUAGACACUUUGUGUAAAAACAGAGAAGGGCCACAGGUAGUUUCCCAGGGACAGAAUGUGCUCCAAUGUCCUUAAAACCAAGCGACGAAGCCUCUGCCCUGCCCUCCCGCACCCGCCCCCCCAAGGUUCCCAGGAAUUCCUGGUGUUCCUCGGACACCUGACUGCAAUAAUUGGAGGAGUCUCCCCUCCUGCCCUCCCCGCCAGCCCCCACCCCAGGACCCUCCCCAACUGGCCCCGCUCCAUGGCUUUUCUCUGGCCGUGGGACGAGGUGGCAGGUAUCAGCUCCCCCGGGGCAGACGCACGUGCCCUCCGAGGCCCAGAAAAUGCCCGGGACUUCCUUGGCGUGAGGAGCCUCCCGUGACCCAUGUCAGCUCCCGGUCAGCCUGGAGCUGGGCUUUGGGACAGGAGGAGGCUUGGCCCAGAAAGAGAACUGGGCAGGAACCCCCUCCUUGCUGCCAGGGAGCCUGAGGCUGCCCACCGAGUGCUUUACAUAUAUUCAGAGGCUGCCUUUCCUUGCGUGACUAACAGUACCUGACACUAUGAGAGGGUAACUGUGUUGAAGAUGAAGUGUCUAGUAUAUAAUGUAUCUUCUAAAGCAGAGACUAUUUAGGUGGGUGGGUGGGACCAAGGGGGGGCUUGAAGGCGUUGGAGCCUGAUGCCCCUGCACAGGACGGGGACAGGCUGGCCGCAGGGCCCGAGGUCGAGGCGCUGGGCUGCAGCCCCGGGGAGUGGGGCCCCGAGCCUAUCCCUGCCUGGGCCCGUAGCCGCCCUGGGAGCCUCGGGGCCGGCAGCACAGCUACCUCUGGUGGCAGAAGAAGAGAGUCCUGGCGCGGGGGCCCUGCCCAGGGCCGCAGGCCCCGGAGGCCACAGCCGCAUGGGCCCGCCUUUCCCAGCAGAGGGCCCCGCCGCGCCUGGCCUGCCUUUCUCAGGGGCCAACACCACCCUGCCCGCCCCGGGCCCUCACUUAGCGCCAGCAAUAAAUGGGGAUCACUGCCCACUGCCGGAGGACUUUCACUUUCAAAAGGGACUGUUGUUACCUCAAGAGGCUCCUUAGUGCACAUAUGACCCUGGGAGGGGGUGGAACCACGAGGGGGCCCCUGCUCGGCCGCGGGGUGCAGUCCAGGGGCCUCGAGGCCCUGGACGAGGCGGCCGCUCCCCUGCCAGGCCCUCUGACUUUGGAGGCUGGGAGUUGGGGCUCCCACCCGUGUUCCUUCAGCGGUGCGAACUGCUGCCUUUCACCCACGCCCUGUUCUUCUGGGGCUUGCUCCGGGUCCCCAGAGAGGGGGUCCCCCCUGCUCUCCUUCCAGGGGCCCUGACCACACCAUGGUGUAGCCAAGCGCUAGUCACCCUCCAGCGGGCAGACCCCGGCCCCCAGUGGAAAGUCCUGCCGGCCUGGGGGCUGAGAUUUGUGCUCCCCUGCCCCUCUGGUGGGGGCGGGCAGGGCCCAUGGCCACAGACAGAGACUUUCACUGCCCCAUCUCACUUCUCUGGCUUCUCUUUGGAUGAGAAAAAUGUAAAAAAUGCGCUGAGGGAGAAGGCCAGCCCCCGCCUAUUCCAACUGUGCCACUGUGUGAAUGUUUCUGCUCCUCAGCUGAGGAAAAGCAGAAAUGCCACCCACAAACCCACAAAGCCCCCAAACCUCGAGACGUCCCUGAACCCAGAAUUCUCCCUCAGAGCUGUGAUAGCGUGGGUCACACAAAGUCGCCGUGCUUCCCGCCCCCGCCGCCUCUCCCAGAGCAUGUGCCGGCUCAGUCAUUUCUCAAAUUAAAUAUCAGGCACAUGGUUUGACCGGGAAUCAUUUGGAUUCAUGGAUUUAUUUAUAUGAAAGCUCUGACAGAGACAAAUUCAGUCACCUUUACAUAUCUGGUUAAAGGUUAAAAAAUUGCCUAUACUAAAAAGAAAAAAGAAUUAUUUGGAAGCAGGACUGUCUCCUAAUAUAUGAGGGGACAGGGACAUGGCCACACCAGCCGCUGAAUGGGAGCAGGUGUGGGAGGCAGACACCAGCUGUGUGUGAAGUCCCACCUGGGGCCACACCAGGGCCAUGGGCCCGCCUGUCCUGGGGGAGCUGUGCGAGUCUCGAGUUCAUUCUUAGUGAGGACGGCUCCGUGCUGACACUGGGAGCUUCAGAGUCAGGCCUUCACCCCGACGAGGAGCUGAGUUUGGAAGGGAAGCGAGGUCAUACCUGGCCCGGCCUCGAGAAGGUGAGAGGAAGGACCCAGGAGACGCGCACCUAUCGGGACCCUAGGCCCCAGCACUGACGUGGGUGCAUCACCUUCCUCUGGAGUCAUGCUGGUCCAUACAGAAACCAUGGGGUUCAUGCCUGACAGUCUCUCUAGGAAAAGAUGUCCCCUGCAGCGGGAAUGGGGGGGUUUGCUCCUUUGCAGGGAUGGGGGUGGUCACGGGUCCCCUGUCCAGCUUCUGGGGGGCACCAGGGCACGCCUUGAGAGCACCGAAGGAUGCCAGGAAAACCUGCCUGCUCUGCUCUGCACCCGUGUCAAGGUCCCACGCUACCUUUUCUCUCUCUCACCAAUCACUAACAUACACCCGUUCGGGUCACCGUGAUCUUCUAAGCAGUUUGCCAGUUACUGUCUCUGCAGCUCAGUCGCAUCCCUCCGUGUGUAUGGUUACUGGGGACUCACGAUCAGUUCAGAACUAUCAAAGGAACCAUGUAUGCCACAGCUAAUCCUAAUAAACCGGGUGUUUUCUGCA
Messenger RNA from Leptonychotes weddellii (Weddell seal), 3225 nucleotides. Lineage: Eukaryota; Metazoa; Chordata; Mammalia; Carnivora; Phocidae. The record is from RefSeq and is a predicted model, not a curated record.